Messenger RNA from Schistosoma rodhaini, 321 nucleotides. Lineage: Eukaryota; Metazoa; Platyhelminthes; Trematoda; Strigeidida; Schistosomatidae. The record is from the annotation of a GenBank genome assembly.
AUGGGUGCUUCAUUUAGAAAUGUUGAACAAAUUCUUGGUUUAGUUGGAUGUGAUUUAUUAACAAUAGCACCUAGUCUAUUAGAAGAAUUAAGUAAAAUGUCAGAAGAGCCCAGCGUAUGCUUGUCUAUAGAUAAAGCUCAAACCUCUUGUGAUCAUUCUUAUCAAUCGGAUGAAUAUUUAACUGAAGAAGAAUUUCGUUGGCAAAUGAAUGAAGAUGAAAUGGCUAAUGAUAAAUUAGCAGAUGUUAUACGACGUUUUGCUAAAGAUGCUUUAUUAUUAGAAGAUUUAAUUAAAACACGUAUACAACAACAACAAUUAUGA